AUGAUGCAGCCAUUCGACAGAACUCCAUGCCUGUCAAUCUGUAGAUGUAAUGUUAACAUAUGGAAGCAGCAUUUGUUUAAAGUGGUUUUUUUUCCUCCAUUGGUUUUGUCUGCAGAGCCACAGCUGAAAGGCAUUGUUACCCGGCUGUACAGCCAACAUGGAUACUACCUGCAGAUGCAGCCCGAUGGCACCUUGGGCAGCACAAAGGAGGAAGGAAGCUCUUUUACACAGUUCAACUUAAUUCCGGUGGGGCUGAGGAUUGUGGCAAUUCAAGGCACAAAAACAGGGCUGUACCUUGCCAUGAAUGGAGAAGGAUACCUUUAUACAUCGGAGAACUUCACUCCAGAGUGUAAGUUUAAAGAGAGCGUGUUUGAGAACUACUACGUUACGUACUCGUCCAUGCUGUACCGUCAGACGCAGUCUGGACGCUCCUGGUAUAUCGGCAUCAACCGUGACGGUCAGAUUAUGAAGGGCAACCGGGUGAAGAAGACCAAGGGAGCCGCACAUUUCCUGCCUAAAGUUAUAGAAGUUGCGAUGUACAAGGAGCCGUCGCUUCACGAGCUCGCCAGUGAGCCGGUSAGUCCCCCUCGGAAGGCGGCAAAGACUUCAGAUUCUCCAUCCCUGAAGAAUGGACGGAGGGAAUCUGCCAAGGCUGAUGCCUCCUAGCASAGGAGACUGAGGGUGGGACAGAGGGCGCAAGUGACACUGGGAACUCAGCUGCCCAUGAUGCACUGAGGGUGGCUAAAGGAACAGCACUCAAUGGCCACCACGCUCCAGAAGUGCACUACAAGAUGCUGAGGGUUAGAGAACCGAGAAGGCCGAGAGAGGAGUCCCUGCCCCCUCCCAAAGAAAAGCCCAGGGUUUAAGAAAAGGCCCUGCCCCCACCUCCUGUUACACUCUACCCCAGUGAAACCUCACAGGUUCCUGCAUAAUUUUUCUUUUGGCAAAGACAAGCUUUUUGUCUCUUCUUA
Messenger RNA from Austrofundulus limnaeus, 971 nucleotides. Its product is annotated as fibroblast growth factor 14. Lineage: Eukaryota; Metazoa; Chordata; Actinopteri; Cyprinodontiformes; Rivulidae. The record is from RefSeq and is a predicted model, not a curated record. Gene Ontology annotation, molecular function: growth factor activity. The coding region runs from base 1 to 666 and encodes 221 amino acids. The transcript has 4 exons.